Molecule: messenger RNA, 1611 nt
Organism: Alosa sapidissima (American shad)
Lineage: Eukaryota; Metazoa; Chordata; Actinopteri; Clupeiformes; Clupeidae
Product: liver-expressed antimicrobial peptide 2
Exons: 6
Coding region: 536-910 (124 amino acids)
Biological process (GO): antimicrobial humoral immune response mediated by antimicrobial peptide; defense response to bacterium
Source: RefSeq, a predicted model, not a curated record
AUGUAGUACGCCUAAGUGUAAAUGUGUGUGUCUAAACAUGCUUUAAUGAGUUGAAUUUGAGCUUACAGUUCUUUCACCAACCUAUGUGUUUUACAUUGACCGGAUCACAUAACUGAGCUUGUACCAGUUCAUGCUGUGACAAAUGCAACUCUGUUCCAUGUUUCUCUUCACCAGCACCAUCCUGAACAGCAGGGUUUAUGGUAACAGCUGUAAUCCACUCAACAUCAUUUUGUCUCUCAGUGGCAUUGACAACAGCGCUGAUCACUUCAGGUGAACAUUGCUCUGUACACUCACCCAUGUAGUCCUCCAUGUCCCGGUGUGUGCGGGACAGGAAGUCGGCGUCGAUGUUCACUUUUCCAGGUCUGUACUUCAAAGUGAUGUUAAAGUCUGCUAACUCUGACACCCAUCGAUGCCCCGUUGCAUUCAACUUCGCAGUCGUCAUCACAUAGCUCCUAGUCCCUCCUCAGAAGCAUCAAUAUGCAGAAUAAAUGGACCCUCAAACUUUGGAUAGGCCAUAACAGUGAAGCCUACUGACAUGCUCCACAUUCCAAACACAUCUGUGGUCUACACAGCACCCACAGUAUCAGUUGGGAGUACCACUCGGAGCCUUGACCCUGGGGUUUCUCAACCUCCAGUCUUCUUUGAGUCCAAAUCCUCCGCUAACAUGAAGACCAUCGAUCAGAGGGUGAUUGCCCUCUGUUUGGUCCUGACCCUGAUCGCCGCUGUGCAGGUGAAGGCGGCUCCGGUGGCCGAGGACUGGGCAACGGGUCUGAUCCACCGAGCCAAGCGCUCGCUGCUCUGGCGCUGGAACAUGCUCAAGCCCAUGGGGGCCAGCUGCAGGGAGCACUCUGAGUGCGGGACAAAGUACUGCAGGAAACACACCUGUACAUUUAGCAGCUAUUCCUCUUGAAUAUAUGGAUUUCACGACUACCUGGACAGAUACAUUUUUUGAACAUUCAACCACAUAUCACACUGAGCUUUUAAAGUUUGCCAGUCAAAAUACCAGUGGAGCGGAGGACCUUUCUCAUCUUUGGACAUCUAAGAUAAGGACCAUACCCCCUGUUUUCAGAAUCUCCCAUAAGCCAUAUUGACUGUUUUGAGAAUAUUAAAAGGGACAAAAUGACAACAGUAUUGCAAGAACCUUGUAAACACAUGCAGUUGACUGAGACCAAUGCAGUAAAAGCCAACCAUGAGUUGGAAACAAUUUGUUAUGUAUACUAAAUAGUAAAUUUUAGGCUACUAUACCGCCUGGAAACAUUUUUAAGUGAGGGCAGUCACAUAUUUGGAAUAUAUAAUUAAUUGUAUCUUGUACUAAGCACCAGUCCUUUCCAUGUCAGGUAUGGACAACCCAACACUUCUUCUGUUCCAGGACAUGUUGAAGUACUAAAUACAUUCAUGGGAAUUCAAAACAAGUCAAAGCACAUUUGGUUUCUUGGAAAGAAUUUAUUUGUGAUAUCUGAUGUCUUUGCUGUUAUUUAUUUGUAAAUAUGAGAUAUGGGUAAUGUACAUAGUAUCUUUUAUAUUGCCACAGUUAUAGUGUUUACAUUGUUUUUUGUUUUUUUUAGGAAAGAGCAAAGAAAAUCCAAUUUUGCACAAUGCAAUAAAAGAAAA